AUCACUGUUAUAUUACUUAUUUUGAAAGUUAUGAGUCAUUCACCGAAUGAAGAUAAUAUUUUUGAUUUUGAAAUUCGUAGGCAAGCGUAAAUAUGUUGUUUAAUACUUACACAAGUAUGCACCAAGGAGUUCAAUAAACUAAGCCUCUUUAAUUGAAGGAACUUCAAUUGAUGUAUUGUGCACUAAUGUGCAAAAUUGUCCAAUUAGUAAUAAAAAAACCCGUAUUUCAUGCAAGAUGCACAAAAUGUAAGGUACAGUUGAUGUGCGCCUAAUAUUAUUAGCAGGCGGAUAGUAUCGAGAAUAUUGUUGUGGUUAUUAAAUAGAUAUAUUAUACAGAUUAUAGAGGUUUUUUUUUGCACGGCAUUCGGACGCUGAGGUACUAACUGUUUAUAAAAACUCGCCAAUAUUAAACUUCUACAAUUCACAUAAUAUAGGCCCAUAGGCAGACUAAAAAAAAUUGUUGGGGGAGGGGGGGGGGGCUAGCGAGAGCCCACUCGGUCACUCCCAUAAUGUCUCUUUAUUCGAAUCGCGUGAAUUUUGGCUUCUGACAAUGCAGGUCAAGAGAUUCUUUUUAUUUAUAUACAUUUUCCUUUAUUUGUGAGAUUAUAAAUAUGUCAAAACUGUGUUUAUAUGUGAAUUAUUUUACUAUGGUUAUGUGACCAUCAUAACGACAAUACUGUCAAAUGUAUUUUUGUGUGUUGGUAUAAUUUUGAUUUGUAUCGUGUCGCACUGUUUUUCGGAAUCAUUAACGAUGGAUGCCUACGACAGAGAACCGUGCCCAAUGCGAGUUAUGGAUGAUAUCGGCAAUGGGUUUGCCUUGGGCCUCAUCGGUGGAGGAAUAUUCCAGGCGGUUGAGGGUUUCCGAAACGGGCCGGCCGGGUUCAGAAGGCGUUGCAACAGCGCUUUUCAAUCGGCCACCACCCGUGCUCCGGCCAUGGGCGGAACAUUUGCUGUUUGGGGUGGCCUGUAUGCCGCCAUUGAAUGCACAAUGGUCGGCAUCAGGAAGAAAGAGGACCCAUGGAACACGAUUACAAGCAGCGCUCUGGCCGGCGGCAUCCUGGCCGCAAGAAAAGGGCUUCGAUCGAUGGCGAAAAACGCGUUUGGUAGUGCCGCAUGUAUGGCAGCUUACGAAGCCUACGGCUGGUACUCGGAGUACAGGUCAGCCGAAAAAUUUAGACCGCGAGCGCCAAAAUAUGACGACUAACAACGCGCCCACCCAGAGACUCGAUUAUGCCCGGGAUGACGCUAUUGACUAUGGUCGAUAGUUUGCCUUUUUGAGAGCAGCAACUAAAGCUAUCAUAGCCAACCACGUUUGGGUUUUUGGACCGCUGUGUUUAAAAAAAUCCGCGUCAAAGCCGAGGCUGUCUUGUCGAUCUCAUGUUGCCAAUAAUUGCCGCCUUCACUUUAAAAGCUGCACUAUAUGGCGCCAGAGCGCGGGGCUAGUUAUUUGUUUCUUGUUUGGUAAUUUUCUUCCACAGUCUUUUU
Adelges cooleyi (spruce gall adelgid) is the source of this 1485-nucleotide messenger RNA. Its product is annotated as mitochondrial import inner membrane translocase subunit Tim17-B-like. Lineage: Eukaryota; Metazoa; Arthropoda; Insecta; Hemiptera; Adelgidae. The coding region runs from base 752 to 1204 and encodes 150 amino acids. The transcript is spliced from 2 exons. Gene Ontology annotation, cellular component: TIM23 mitochondrial import inner membrane translocase complex; mitochondrial inner membrane. Gene Ontology annotation, biological process: protein import into mitochondrial matrix. Gene Ontology annotation, molecular function: transmembrane protein transporter activity. The record is from RefSeq and is a predicted model, not a curated record.